UGGCUGCUCGGGGGGCGCUGAGGGAGCCCCCCAGAGUGGCGCAGCGGACUCGCUUCUCCCCUGCGUGCCCAGGCCUCCGAGUUUAUUCUCCAGCCGAGAGGACACGGCUGUGAUCGGAAGAUUUUGUGUGGACAGUAAUGACCUCACGUUUCCGAUUGCCUGCUGGCAGAACCUACAAUGUACGAGCAUCAGAGCUGGCCAGAGACAGACAGCAUACAGAGGUGGUUUGCAACAUCCUUCUCCUGGAUAACACUGUCCAAGCUUUCAAUAUUAACAAACAUGAUCAUGGGCAAGUUCUGUUGGAUAUAGUCUUCAGGCAUCUUGAUUUGACUGAGCGAGACUAUUUUGGUUUGCAGUUGGCUGAUGAUUCCACAGAUAACCCAAGGUGGCUAGAUCCAAAUAAACCAAUAAGGAAGCAGCUGAAGAUACUGCUUUUAUUAAUUCUAGGAGGAUCUCCUUAUAGUUUGAACUUUAGAGUCAAAUUUUUUGUAAGUGACCCCAACAAGUUACAAGAAGAAUAUACAAGGUACCAGUAUUUUUUGCAAAUAAAACAAGACAUUUUAACUGGAAGAUUGCCCUGUCCUUAUAAUACUGCUGCCCUUUUAGCUUCAUUUGCUGUUCAGUCUGAACUUGGAGACUACAAUCAGUCAGAAAACUUGCCAGGCUACCUCUCAGAUUAUUCUUUCAUUCCUAAUCAACCUCAAGAUUUUGAAAAAGAAAUUGCAAAAUUACAUCAGCAGCAUACAGGCUUAUCUCCUGCAGAAGCAGAAUUUAAUUACCUAAAUACAGCACGUACCUUAGAACUGUAUGGAGUUGAAUUCCACUAUGCAAGGGAUCAAAGUAACAAUGAAAUUACAAUUGGAGUGAUGUCAGGAGGAAUUCUGAUUUAUAACAACAGGGUACGAAUGAAUACCUUUCCAUGGUUGAAGAUUGUAAAAAUUUCUUUUAAGUGCAAACAGUUUUUUAUUCAACUUAGAAAAGAAUUGCACGAAUCUAGAGAAACAUUGUUGGGAUUUAAUAUGGUGAAUUACAGAGCAUGUAAAAACUUGUGGAAAGCAUGUGUAGAACAUCACACAUUCUUCCGUUUGGACAGACCACUUCCACCUCAAAAGAAUUUUUUUGCACAUUAUUUUACAUUAGGUUCAAAAUUUCGGUACUGUGGGAGAACUGAAGUCCAGUCAGUUCAGUAUGGCAAAGAAAAGGCAAAUAAAGACAGAGUAUUUGCAAGAUCCCCAAGUAAGCCAAUGGCACGGAAAUUAAUGGAUUGGGAAGUAGUAAGCAGAAAUUCAGUAUCUGAUGACAGGUUAGAAACACAAAGCCUUCCAUCACGGUCUCCACCUGGAACUCCUAAUCACCGAAAUUCUACAUUCACACAAGAGGGAACCCGGUUACGACCAUUUUCCGUUGGUCAUUUAGUAGACCAUGUGGUCCGCACUUCCCCAAGUGAAAUUUUUGUGAAUCAGAGAUCUCCAUCAUCAACACAAGCUAAUAGCAUUGUUCUGGAAUCGUCACCAUCACAAGAAACUCCUGAAGAUGGGCAGCCUCCAGCUUUACCACCCAAACAAUCUAAAAAAAACAGUUGGAACCAAAUUCAUUAUUCACAGUCUCAGCAAGAUCUGGAAAACCACACGAAUGAAACGUUUGAUGUUCCAUCUUCCCCUGAAAAGUCUACUCCUAAUGGUGGUAUUCCGCAUGAUAAUCUUGUUCUAAUCAGAAUGAAACCUGAUGAAAAUGGAAGAUUUGGAUUUAAUGUAAAGGGAGGAUAUGAUCAGAAGAUGCCUGUAAUUGUGUCCCGAGUGGCACCAGGAACACCUGCUGACCUCUGUGUCCCUCGACUGAAUGAAGGGGACCAAGUUGUACUGAUCAAUGGCUGGGAUAUUGCAGAACAUACCCACGAUCAAGUUGUCCUUUUUAUCAAAGCUAGCUGUGAGAGACAUUCUGGGGAACUUGUGCUUCUAGUUCGACCUAAUGCUGUAUAUGAUGUAGUGGAAGAAAAGCUAGAAAAUGAGCCAGACUUCCAGUACAUUCCUGAGAAAGCCCCACAAGACAGCGUCCAUCAAGAUGACCAUUCUUUGAGGGAAUCGAUGAUCCAGCUAGCUGAGGGGCUAAUCACUGGAACAGUUCUGGCACAGUUUGAUCAACUGUAUCGGAAGAAACCUGGAAUGACAAUGUCUUGUGCCAAAUUACCUCAGAAUAUUUCCAAAAAUAGAUACAGAGAUAUUUCGCCUUAUGAUGCUACACGGGUCAUUUUAAAAGGUAAUGAAGACUACAUCAAUGCAAACUAUAUAAAUAUGGAAAUUCCUUCUUCAAGUAUUAUUAAUCAGUACAUUGCCUGUCAAGGGCCAUUACCACACACUUGCACAGAUUUUUGGCAGAUGACUUGGGAACAAGGCUCCUCUAUGGUUGUAAUGUUGACCACACAAGUUGAACGUGGCCGAGUUAAAUGUCACCAGUACUGGCCAGAAUCCACAGGAAGUUCAUCCUAUGGAUGUUACCAAGUCACCUGCCACUCGGAAGAAGGAAACUCUGCUUAUAUCUUCAGGAAGAUGACACUAUUAAACCAAGAGAAAAAUGAAAGUCGUCAACUCACUCAGAUCCAGUAUAUAGCCUGGCCUGACCAUGGAGUCCCUGAUAAUUCAAGUGACUUCCUGGACUUUGUGUGUCAUGUACGAAAUAAGAGGGCUGGAAGAGAAGAGCCUAUUGUUGUUCAUUGCAGUGCUGGAAUUGGAAGAACCGGGGUUCUUAUUACUAUGGAAACAGCCAUGUGUCUCAUUGAAUGCAAUCAGCCAGUUUAUCCACUAGACAUCGUAAGAACAAUGAGAGAUCAACGAGCCAUGAUGAUCCAAACACCUAGUCAAUACAGAUUUGUGUGUGAAGCUAUUUUGAAAGUUUAUGAAGAAGGCUUUGUUAAACCCUUAACACCAUCAUCAAAUAAAUAAGAAAACAAAAGUUCUGGGAUAUGUGUUGGAAAACUGCUUUUCAUUAUAUUCACUAUGCCAUAACACUGCUCACAGGAAAUGGCAUCUCAAAAAAAGAGAAAGAAGAAGAAGAACUCACAAAAACUUUUGAAAACUUCAGCACUAUUGCACUUUAUUGUUUAAAAAUGUCACUCUUUCAAAAUCUAUAAUUCAUGUGUUUGAAGACUAUUUCUUGCUUUGCUCCAAACAAAUAGUGAAUAACUGAGUAUGUUCAGGGUAAUUUAUGAAAUUUUGUGGUGGUGCCAUGCAGUACCUUUCCAGUAGAAUUGCCACAAACAAGGCUCAGAAUUCUUAUCCCUGGUGUACACCUGUAUCGUAAAGCAAAAAGAAGUAAACAUCACAAGUCAGCUCUGGUCUUUUUUGGUGGUUUAUGUACUUACUAAUACUGAUUACCAGAUUUUAUUUUUUAAAUUUUAGCAAUAUCAUUCUCAAUAUUAGCCAAUACACUGCCUAUGGAUGCAGCACAUCUUUCCCUACAACCCCACCCUGCAAGUAGAGACCUGCUAUUCAGAAGAAGAAAGGUGGAAUUUGUUAUUAUUCCCAGGAAAUGCUGCACAUUGUCCAUUUACCAGCAUCUUAUAGAAAGUAAAAUAUGAAUCUACAAAUUGUCUUGGAUUUAAUAAUAUAACAUAUUUAUCUUAAGGUUGGCUUAUUCCAAAUCAUGUGAUUUCACAUAUUUGAUGUAAAGGAAUGCAUGCAUUGUCUUAACCCCUUAAGUGCCUUGAGAUGUCAUUGUAUGUCUAAAGAAAAAGGCACUCAUUUGACCCCACUAGGAGGUGUGUAUGUAUAUUGUACAUUCUGACAUUUUUAUGCAUUUUUAAUAAGUUCACAUUUUUUAGAAAAACAGCUUCUUGUAUUGAAAGUUAUGCAGUGAAAGGAAGGUAAAGAAAUUCCAUUUCUUACUCAAUACUUGUAUUUUGCCAUAAGAAGCAAAGUUAAAAUUGUGUUCUACUGGGUGCAUGCACUGCUGCUAUGGAAUUGUUCAAAAUCCACACAUUCCUUUACUGAGGGAAGGGGUUAUAGUUUAGCAGCUCAGCUUACUCUUCAAGUUUCAGGUUUAUUUUAUUUCUAACUUUAGAAAUAGUGUCUAACAUGUAUGAUACAGAUAAAUAUUGAUACGCUAAGCUAUAGUUUGAAAACAGUGAAAUAGUUGUGACCUAUUCCUAUCCAUAACUAAAGUAUUGCUCUUCAGCACUCAGUUAAUACCAAACUUUCUCUGCACUGGUCUUUGAUUGGGUUCCUUCACACAAGAAAUUAAAUACUGACUGAUUUCUAAGUGUGACCCCUAGAUAACAAAAAUGAGCAUUUUCUUGUUUUGUGUGUGUGUACAUUUAAAUUACUCUAGCUUACAUAUACUUAAGUUAUAAGCAUGUUGGUAAGGAAACUUUUUGAUUGUCCAGCCUGACUGAGGAUCUGAGUCCCAUCAAGGAUGUUUUUUGACAGUUUUUUUCUGGUUUUGUUUUUAUGUCUAGUGAGACAGAACUCUAAAAUUGCCCAGUUUAAUAGAAGUGAACAUUUGCUUGCCUACUCAAAUCAUUAUGUUACAUAAUUAUUUGAUUUUUGUUUGGGGUUUUGUUGUUGUUUUGGUUUCUUUUUUUUUUUUUAAG
Fukomys damarensis (Damara mole-rat) is the source of this 4585-nucleotide messenger RNA. It is a transcript of the gene Ptpn4, whose product is annotated as protein tyrosine phosphatase non-receptor type 4. The record is from RefSeq and is a predicted model, not a curated record. Gene Ontology annotation, molecular function: cytoskeletal protein binding; protein tyrosine phosphatase activity. Gene Ontology annotation, cellular component: cytoskeleton; cytoplasm; cytoplasmic side of plasma membrane. Gene Ontology annotation, biological process: protein dephosphorylation. NCBI's taxonomy places the organism in Eukaryota, Metazoa, Chordata, Mammalia, Rodentia, Bathyergidae. The transcript is spliced from 27 exons. The coding region runs from base 138 to 2939 and encodes 933 amino acids.